CUUAACCUGAAAUAUAAAUUAGUUUAUUUACUUUCAUCACUCACGUGGUUGUCAUUAUACUUUGCAAUUAAAAAUAAUAUAUCGUUUUUUAAAUUAUAAAUUUGAUUUAAAAAUAAUUAGUUAAAUUAAAAAUUCAAAUAAUUUUACUAUCCAAAAAUGAGCGUUGAAGAAAUGAGCCCAGAAAAUUCCUCCGAUGACAGCGAGCGUGAAGAUUCUGAAAUGGGUGACAGUGAGACAGAAUCAAAGGAGGCAGGUUCAAAAUUCAACGGAAAUCCAGCCUUGGCUGAUGUCUUCCGUAAAAUAUUAAAAACAAACAAACCCAAGAAGAAGAAAACUCUGGUGCUGUCACGUGCAAAAAAACUAAACGAGAUAAAACCAAAAGAAUCUGCGACCGAGGCUGAUGCUGGUGCCGAUGCUAAGACUGACGACAAAAGCGAAGUAAAAAAAUCUAUAGAAGAUCCAGAAAAGAAAGAAAAAAAAUCUAAACAUCUUUCCCUCAGAGUUAAGCCAUCAGUGCUAAGUCGCGGGCGCGAAAGGACUUUGCAGAAGAUCGCCACCAAAGGCGUAGUCCAGUUAUUUAAUAUCGUGUACAAACAGCAAAUGGAAAUAGAACAAAAGCUAGAAGAUGCUGGUCCACUGAUGCGUAAGCAAGAAAAAGUCCUCGAGAGUAUUGACAAAAAUUCAUUUUUAGACCAUCUUAUGGGUGGUACCAAAAGUAUAACGACUUAAUCGCCAGCGCAUGUAAAUAUUUAAUGACUUAUUUAUAAUAAAAUUUAUUUUA
This is a messenger RNA of Microplitis mediator, 781 nucleotides long. Its product is annotated as RRP15-like protein. The record is from RefSeq and is a predicted model, not a curated record. Gene Ontology annotation, biological process: maturation of LSU-rRNA; maturation of 5.8S rRNA. The transcript has 3 exons. The coding region runs from base 157 to 729 and encodes 190 amino acids. NCBI's taxonomy places the organism in Eukaryota, Metazoa, Arthropoda, Insecta, Hymenoptera, Braconidae. Gene Ontology annotation, cellular component: preribosome, large subunit precursor.